Molecule: messenger RNA, 357 nt
Organism: Neurospora hispaniola
Lineage: Eukaryota; Fungi; Ascomycota; Sordariomycetes; Sordariales; Sordariaceae
Exons: 2
Coding region: 1-357 (118 amino acids)
Biological process (GO): mitochondrial respiratory chain complex IV assembly
Cellular component (GO): mitochondrion
Source: RefSeq, a predicted model, not a curated record
AUGUCCCGCGCCUCCAAGCUCACCCUCCUCGGCACCUCCGCCUUUGCGCUCGGCACCGUCGCCCUGGUGCAUUGGCAGCAACAAGCCGAGAAGGAGGCAAUGCACGCCGGCGUGAUCCGCGACAUGGAACAACAACGAAUCAAGCGUGAGCGCCAGCUCGAUUUCGAAAUGCAGCGCGAGCUCGAGAACGAGUACAAGAAACUCCAGACUGUUCGCGAUGUGACAGAUCAGAUGGACCCGGUACCUGCGAAACCCAGUAGUGCACUAGCAGAAGGACUGCCGAAGCCGAGUGCUGCGGCGGCUAGUAUACCUGUUGGAGGGACCAUUGGGACAGGGACAGGGACGGGAGAAAAAUGA